CUCUCUCUCUCUCUCUCUCUCUCUCUCUCUCUCUCUCUCUCGCUUCAGCGUCGUUAUCGUUCUCAUCCGCACGAAGCAUAAACGGUAUCAGCAGUCCAGUUAACACCGGCGAUCAUUCAGCUUCGCCGAUCCAUUUCGACGCGAAACAUAACGAUUGCCUAUAAGUGAAAAACAAUCGAGGAUAUCACGUGUUCGGACGCCAGCAAAGGAAGCAUUAUGACAAACGCACGGCCGUAUCGAUGAUAAACAUGAGAGCAUUGGUUUUCAUUUUCUGGAUGCUAGUCUUCAGAUCAAUCUUGACUGCUUCUUUCGUAUACGCCGAGGAUCAAACGAGCGACGAUGAUUCGAGCCGAACUGUGGAAGGGAUCGUGAUCGAACGAACGAUCGCGAAACCUCUCCUCCCCUCGUUUGGAAAUAAGAGAAACGACGAGGACAAGGAGGAGACGUUUCCAACGAGACACGCGAAGCACCGGAAGCGACGUCGUUGUAGUAAGAACCGAUCGAGCUGCUCCCGAGGGAGUCUGACGACAAAAUUGGUCCCCCCAGGACGCAACGAUACGAAAGAUCGAGACGUCGUCAAUGCGGUGUUGGAAGUCGAGGAGGAGCCGCGAGAACGACUGAUUCUUGAGUUAUACAACGAGACCAAGGUGGAAGACUAUGAUGUUAGUAAAAACAACGAGGAGAGGGACAACGUCGGCGAUCUCUCCGCGUUCGAGUUGACGGAUUCUUACGGCGGUCGUGUACUUCAAGACGAGAUCGAACUAGAGGACACAAUUACGCCCUCCUGGGAGGACACUUCGUCGAAGAAGCAAGAGAUCGACAAGGACAACGGUUACUCGGACAUCUACGCGGACAUCGACGACCAAGUAACGUUCCACGAGAGCUUCGGCGUUUUGUUGACCAAAUUGUUUCAAAGCUUGCGAAAUGCUUCCGUCGCAAACGGCCGGGACAUCCUCAAAGAGUUGAAUUUCGUGAACACUACGAACGAAGACCCUUGCCAGAAAUGGCUGAACAGCAGGGACAAGCUCGAGAAAGUUUUUUUAGGUGGCCUGGCUUCGUUGCCCGCCUGUCCGUGCCAAUACCCGAGCAACAUCUUUUACGACGACAAGAUAUGGGACGAGAGGCAGAGGCGGUACUUUAGGUGGCGGGACGUGAGCGGUGAUUCGCAAAGGCUCGACGUCUACAAGCCGGGAGCUGCUUACUGCGUGCGUUCAUUGCUGACGCAAGAAAGCGGAAGCGCGGCCGCUCAGCACUGCUGUUACGAUCGCAAGAGGAAACUCGUGACCCGCGGUUCCGGCGCCGGGACUCCCAACUUCGUCAGUCCAGAGAUAUCCGCCAUAUUGCACGAGAGGAUCGACGUGCUACCGUGGAGACUGUGCAAGGGAGAUUUUUCCAGGUACAACAGAGUGAGACCACCAAACAACGACAACGGCUGCGAGGCGAAUCCCGACGACGAGGAAUACCAGAGACAGAUAGACGAUAAGAAGUACUACUAGCGAUUAAGUUUUCUUUCUUUAUUUUGAUAUUUGCGAUACUUUUAAGUAUAGACCUACGAUCAUGCACGUCUAUUCAAAUACAAUGUAAAUAAUUUCCACGUAUUGUCCUAAUUUUAUUUAAACUUUAUAUUUGGAUAUUCAUUGCGGAUCUUUGACCAAA
This is a messenger RNA of Hylaeus volcanicus, 1656 nucleotides long. RefSeq lists its product as uncharacterized. The transcript is spliced from 4 exons. The record is from RefSeq and is a predicted model, not a curated record. Lineage: Eukaryota; Metazoa; Arthropoda; Insecta; Hymenoptera; Colletidae. Bases 240 to 1496 code for a protein of 418 amino acids.